Messenger RNA from Paramecium octaurelia, 168 nucleotides. Lineage: Eukaryota; Ciliophora; Oligohymenophorea; Peniculida; Parameciidae. The record is from the annotation of a GenBank genome assembly.
AUGUCAUUAUUCCAAAUACCGGAAAAAAAUAAAUCAAGUGUGAUAUAAUCCCCAGAAUUGAGGUCUAACUUCUUUUCACUUAUCAGCCUUGGGUUUUAUGAUGUAAGAGUUAUCAAACUUCUUGAUGGAGAGUCACAAUCUAUGAAAUAGGCACUUUUAGGUUGUUGA